AUGCACGUACUGAAGGAUUUGACUGUGGCGAUGAGAUUGGUAAAGCAUUUGAUGAAUUUCUUGAAGUAUGGAGAACCGGAAAAAUUAUAUACUGAAAGAGAUGAAAAAACUAAGAGUGAAUUUUGGUUGAAUAAUGAUGUUCCAGAGCUUCAAGAAAAUAUUGCUUAUCAUGAUUUAGCUUCAUUUAUGGCAUUCGCUUCAGAAUCUGUUAAUGAUUUAAAUAAACAUCUAAAAAAGGAAGGUGAAUGUAUUAAUUCUCGAAAUUUUCGUCCAACUUUAGUAAUAUCUGGUUUGCCUCCAUAUGAUGAGGAUAGUUGGUUACGUGUUAAGGCUGGAGAUGCAGAAUUUAUUUGUUAUAAACCUUGUACUCGUUGUGUUUUGACAACUGUAAAUCCAGAUUCAGGAGAAAAAAGUCCAAAAAUGGAGCCAAUAAAAAUAUAUAGACUUGCACCUGGCAAAUUAUACGAGAUAUAUAAGGAAAGUCCAAUAUUUGGUGUUAAUAUGACUAUUGUUAAACCUGGACGUGUUCGUAUUGGAGAUCCUGUAUGGAUUCAAUAUAAGCCUAAACCUUUUUAA
Meloidogyne enterolobii is the source of this 576-nucleotide messenger RNA. The record is from the annotation of a GenBank genome assembly. Lineage: Eukaryota; Metazoa; Nematoda; Chromadorea; Rhabditida; Meloidogynidae.